AUGACCCGUAGCAGAGCUUGCGAUCCGUGUGCCACGAGGAAAAUAAAAUGUGACCGAGGAAAUCCUUGCCGGCGCUGUCAUACUUUGGAUAUUCCAUGCACUACAUCGCGAGCUCAGUCGAAGCCCGGUCCCAAAGGGCCCUGGGCCGAGAAGCGACGGCUGGCCCGUCUCCAACAAAAUACGCUGCAGCACUCUGCAGCAAAACUGGCAGAGAGUAGCCAUUUUGUGCCAAUAGUCUCGGAGCAACAGCAGCAUCACGCAAUUUUGGAGUCGCUGCCAACUUCUCCUACUCAAUUUACGCCAAGUCUGCCGGUCUCGCUGAUACACCAGUGUCUUGAUGCUUACCAUGAACGCCUGUAUCCGGUGUGGCCAGUCGUCGACCGGGACGAAAUGAGCCUGCGACUUCAGAACCCGGAUGAUGCAGAUGCAUAUGCGUUGUGUACGGCUCUGACGGCGGUCGUUCUUGCGCACCUGACAUUCAAUCCUGCUGAAGUUGUAGAAGCUCCCCAUUCCGUCGACAAUUUCUGGAUAGCCACGGAGUCAGAGCGAGCAAGAGCGUCACUCCGGUACCAUGAAAAUCCUAGCCUUGAAUUGUUGCUCUCAUCCUUCUUUUUGCAUAUAUUUUACGCAAACAACGGGCAGGUUUGCAGAGCCACUGUGCUCAUUCGAGAGGCUAUCACACUUGCCCAGUUCCUAGAACUCGAUCAGGCCAAACACUAUACACAGUUGCCCAAAAAGCAGGCACAGUUGCAUCUUCGCAUAAUCUGGAUUUUGAGUAUUACAGAACGCGGCCAUACAACUCGUUUCGAUCUUCCACGGAUCUUAAAAUUAGAUCCUAAUCUACCACCGCUAGAAACCAAGGAGGUUCCCCCUGGCUUGGUGGCUUUUACAGACUUGUGUCAACUUUUCCGUACCUUCGGCCAAGCCAUGGACAGCGAAACAUCAAACAGAACUUCUGGGUUUUUCAGUUCGACUGACUUUAAACUGCGUGAGCUGCGCCAAAUGCAGUCCAAGAGAGAAUUUCAGCAGGCAGAUUUCCUCAUUACCCAGCAGUGGAUGCGGAUCAUGCUCUGGAAGAUGUCAAUAUUUCACAUCAAGCUUUCUGCGAAUUCUGAGGAUGAAAACCUCAGCAUCUGCUUUCCUGAACGGGUGGCAGGGAAUGUCUUUGUAUAUCUGAACAAAAUUCCUCGCAAUAUCAUCGAAGCGCAUGGUAUAGGAAUGCAAAUGAAAUUGGCAGACGUAGCAAUUUCCCUCGCGGACAUGUUAUUCUGCAUACCAUGGAUAUCAGAGCGCCGGCAAGUCAUGAAAGUCGGCCCAGGCGACAUGCUCUGCCAUAUCGCGCAACUCUUAGCCUCGCUGCGAGGUAAUGUGAAUCCGAGGAUGGAGAUCCUUUUCGAGAAGCUCUCGAACCAAGGCUGGGGCUGUUCGGUGAAUAUGCCGCUUCACGAUGUUUCGUCCGUACCAUCAUUGGCCCCAAUAGCGUCAACCCCCAUCACAACAACAAUACUUCCUAUUCGGCAGAUUGAGGAGGCCUGCGACGAUAGAAUCGAGGAGGAGGAGGAAGAAGAGGAAGAACACGAUUAUUGUGACUACGGCCAUUCUAUAGAACGGGAAUUGUCUACAGCAAGUUACCUUGGCUAA
Molecule: messenger RNA, 1641 nt
Organism: Talaromyces atroroseus
Lineage: Eukaryota; Fungi; Ascomycota; Eurotiomycetes; Eurotiales; Trichocomaceae
Exons: 3
Coding region: 1-1641 (546 amino acids)
Biological process (GO): regulation of DNA-templated transcription
Molecular function (GO): zinc ion binding; DNA-binding transcription factor activity, RNA polymerase II-specific
Source: RefSeq, a predicted model, not a curated record